AUGAAAACGGCGGUGGAAAAUGGUUACGCUGAGCCUUUGGCUUGGCACGGAAUCGGAAAAAAUGUUAAAGGUAUUGGGCGAUGCCUGCUGCCUAACAUUGACAAGAAAGGUUCAACCAGCGUUCAAGGUUCAUUAUACAUUCAGUGUAAACAGGAAGAAAGAGAAACGAAAAAAGCUAUCACUUUUAUGCCUAAUAGUGUUAAAAUAGCCGAUUCAAGUGGCUUAACUUACACUAUAAAGCAAUUCGAAAGAAACACGGUAUCUUUCGACGUAAGAGAAGACUUUUUGAUAGAUGGCGGUGCUUAUAUGAAAGAUGUUGUGGUAACUUUUAUUGACAAAAAAGAAUACAAGGAAAGGCGAGUUACUUUAUUAGGAACUCGGGAAACACUAGAAGAAAUGAAACCAGGAGACCAUUUAGUAACAUUUGGUAGAGGAUAUUGGAAAAGCAACAAACCUUUUGGCAUAGUAAUAAGGAGAAAAGGCAACCGCUAUCACCGGAUAGGUUUAGUAGAAUUUCAAAAAGGAACUGAGAAAGAAUUAAAACAAAUAACCAAAGAUGAGGAAUUAACCAUUUGA
This is a messenger RNA of Paraglomus occultum, 576 nucleotides long. The record is from the annotation of a GenBank genome assembly. NCBI's taxonomy places the organism in Eukaryota, Fungi, Glomeromycota, Glomeromycetes, Paraglomerales, Paraglomeraceae.